Messenger RNA from Dermochelys coriacea (leatherback sea turtle), 3326 nucleotides. Its product is annotated as SLAM family member 9-like. The record is from RefSeq and is a predicted model, not a curated record. Gene Ontology annotation, biological process: T cell activation. NCBI's taxonomy places the organism in Eukaryota, Metazoa, Chordata, Testudines, Dermochelyidae. Gene Ontology annotation, cellular component: external side of plasma membrane.
UGCAGGAGCCUCCGGAGAAGAGUCGGGGCCCACGAGGCUGAACGGGAUUUGGGGAGAGUCGGUCACUUUCUCUCCUGGGCUUCCAAGAGGAAGCCGGGUUACCAACAUAGCCUGGAAUGCAAAAAUCAAUUAUAGCAAUUGUGGAUCCAGAAAAACAAGCCCCACCCCUAGUGAUAGAUGAACGUUACAGAAGGCGACUGAGAGUCCCUGAUGGGGGCUACUCAUUGCAAGUCACGGACCUGAGGCAGGAAGACACGGGCACAUACACGGCACAAAUAGCCACAGAAGGACCCACUGACCCCAUCUUCCAGAGAUUCACCCUGCACGUGUACAAGCAAGGACCGGAGCCAGCUAUCGUCUGUGACUCAGUGAUCUGUGUGAAUGAAACCUGUAACUACAUCCUGAGCUGCACCGCCAGGGAUGGGGAGAGCGGGGAGAAUGUGACCUACAGCUGAACUCACCCAGCAGGGGGCGCUGUGGUGUCCAUGGGACCCGUUCUGACCAUCUCCCAGAGACCCCAUGAUGCUCACCUGGCCGUCACCUGUAUGGCACAGAACCCCGUCAGGAACAGCUCCACAACGGGCUCUGCAAACGACUUUUGUGCAGGGUACGGCAGAGCAGAGGCAGGCGCGAUGGAGCUGAGCGGGAUGCUGGGGGACUCCAUCACUUUCCCUCUGGGGAUCCCAGCAGAGCAAGUUAAAACUGUUUCCUGGACAGUAAACACAAGCACCAGUGUAGUAACUGUAGCAGCAGGAAACCCCCCCAUUGUCAUUGUGUCAGACCCAUCCUACGAGGGACGCCUGACAGUCCCUGACAACAGCAACUCGCUUCAAAUCACCAGCCUGAGGAUGGAGGACAUGGGCACCUACACCGCUAAAAUCAGCACAGCUAUGGGCAUCAUCUACAAACACUUCCUGCUGCGGGUAAAGCAAGUACUGGAGCCAACUGUCCUCUGUGACUUAGUGACCUGUGUGAAAGACACAUGUAACUACAUCCUGAGCUGCACCGUCAGGGAUGGAGGGGAGCAGGUGACCUACAGCUGGACUCACCCAGCGGGGGGUGCUGUGGUAUCCAAUGAGUCCAUUCUGCACAUCUCCCAGGUACCCCGUGAUGCUCACCUGGCCGUCACCUGCAGAGCCCAGAACCCCGUCAGUGCCAGCUCCACAACGGGCUCUGCAAAGGACCUUUGUGCAGCUCCCCCACUGGCCCUGGCCUCCUCGCUGUCCUACUGCCACGUCAAGGGGAUCGUCCUGCUGCUGGUGCUGGGAACCCUGAGCGCUGGAAUCGUCACGGUGCACGUCCUCCCCGGCUGGGACCGGAGACGGGACUGAGAGCACAGGAGCUUCCACUGCGACAGGUCAUCCCGCCUGGGCGUUCCCCAGCCCGCAGGAUGCUCCGGGGGGACGCUCGCUUGCAGCUUCCGAAGAGUGGAUGUCACUGGGGGGGUGGAAGGGAAGUAUUGGCUCCCUCCGUGUGGUGGGAGAUGUGGUGGAGAAUCAGCCCUGCUCAGAGGCACCCUCUGGCAGCUGCCAGCAGAACAGAAACUGACUCAGUUUCCUUCUUUUUAAAAAGACCCCAAUGUCUAAACGUGCCCCUUCCAGGGGCUGGUUUAUUGUCCCAGAGUGUAAACAGUCCCUACAUGCCCAACCCAGAGUACACUGCUCAGUCCUCAUGGCUGCUCCAGCGCCUGGUUCUUCCCAGGCCCUUCCGGGCUUCCCAGACCUUGCCCAGGCCCUUCCCAGGUCUCUGCACUCCACAGGGUCAUGACCCUGGUAUCUCUGGGGUAACCCUGCUAGUGGCAUCACACUCACUGCAGGGUUUCCUCGGGGCCCAGGCUCAGUCACCAUCUUCCCCACAUUGCUCAGCACUUCCUGCUCGUACCCGACCCGGAUUUGUGUCCCUAUCCCAGCUCUGAGUUGCCAGCCAUGGGGAGGUACCUUCAAUUCCUUUGCGCAUUCCUUUAUGUAGCAGAGAACCUGCAGCCCUCCCGGGACGCAGGGCCAGAUUCUCAUUCACACCAAGCCUCCAUUGUGACAGGUUGGGUCACAGAGACCCCCUUGGGACUGUCACCUGAUGUGCUGAGAUGACCUCUUAGCCCAUUUUCCCUGCCAGCUUAGGACUCCAGAACCCUGCCUUGUCAAGCCAGACACACUAGCCUGCUACAGACCCAGGUCUGAUCCAUGCACCCAAAGCUGCAGACUUAACUGAUAGAGAGAUAUGCACAGCUGUUUGCUCCACCAGGUAGUAAUUACUUACUCUGCAUAAACUAAUAAGCAAAAGAAAAAGAAAAAAGCUUAAUAUAACUUUCACAUGGAUUUGUUAAAAGUGGGGAGGAAAAUAAACUUCUCUCUGCUCCACUGGGUUACGAAAUAAGGGAAAUAUAAACUAGCUGUUACUAAGGUUCUGCGGUUUUCGCUCUGGAGUGUUUUCUGCAUGCUCACUUUUCUGUUUUUUAAUUGAAACACAUGUAAAAAUAUUAAAGGGCUCUGUCUUCAGAUAGGCUUGUCUUUUAAAGCGUUUAUUCCUUUACAAAACUUAAUAUAACUUUCACUUGUAUUUGUUAAAAAGCAAGCGAAGAAGCUGCCUUCUCAUCUCUGAUCCACUGACUUACAGAGGCUGUUUUUGCUGACAGUGGCUUUGCUGCAAAAUCAUGCUGCUUCAAAUUGUCCUUACUAAAAAAUGACCAAUGUUAGUCUAAAACACGGGGGGGGGACUUUUUUAUCACUAUACAUUACUUUUAUAAACAGGUUUUCUGUGUUUUUUACCCUGGGUUGUUUCUGCAUGCUCACUUUUUAUUGAAAUACAUAUGCAAAAGAGCUAAAUGAAAAAUUGUUUCUUCACAUAGACUUGUUUUUUCAAAGUGGUCUUCUUCUUUUCUAAUCCUCUAACUUAAAAAGGCUACUUCAAAUUGUUCUCACUAAAAGCAUAGGAGAAAACUUUUAAAAAAUUUUUCUUAGUCAGGGUUUGUGUUUAGGCUGGGUGUUUCUGCAUGCUCGUUUUUUAUUGAAACAUAGGCAAAGAGCUAAAUGAAGAGAUAUGUCUUCAGACAGGCUUGUAUUUUAAAGUGUUUAUUCCUUUACAAGACAUACUAUAACUUUCACCUCUGUUAAAAAGUGGGGGAAGAAACAAACUUCUUCUCUCUGAUCCACAGGUUUACAAAAUAAGGGGAACAUAAACUGUUUCUAAGGACCUGUGGUUUUAAAGCUGGGGUAUUUCUGCAUGUUCUAUUUUAUUGAAACACACCUGUAAAUAAAGGGAUGUGUCUUCAUAUAUGUCAUAAAUAUAAAGGGAAGGGUAAACACCUUUAAAAUCCCUCCUGGCCAGAG